This is a messenger RNA of Trypanosoma theileri, 1536 nucleotides long. RefSeq names its product ABC transporter. Bases 1 to 1536 code for a protein of 511 amino acids. The transcript has a single exon. NCBI's taxonomy places the organism in Eukaryota, Euglenozoa, Kinetoplastea, Trypanosomatida, Trypanosomatidae. The record is from RefSeq and is a predicted model, not a curated record. Gene Ontology annotation, molecular function: ATP binding; ATP hydrolysis activity.
AUGAAACAGACCUUUGAUGAUCCUCUUAUCGAUCUCAGAAGUGUCUCCUUUGAGUAUCCAUACUCCACUACAGAAGUGACGGCAAAUACGAAAUCCGCAACAAGUGGAAUUCAUAAUAUAAACCUUCGUGUAAACAAAGGGGAUCGUAUUCUCGUUGUUGGCCAUAAUGGUAGUGGAAAGUCAACACUUCUUUCUCUCAUUGCAGGUAGACGAAAAGCAUUAUGUGGUUCAGCCACCGUAUUGGGAUCAGAUGCAUUUGAUAAUACAUGUCUUCAACAAUACGUUUCCCUUAUUGGACAACCGUGGCCACCAGAGGCAUUCUUCGCGACUACUGUAGAUAAAAUAGCCUCACCUGCCCCAUCACAGGAGAGAAAACAGAACAUUGCAGAUGCUCUUCAUAUCUCACUACAAAGAGGAAUAACAGCUAUGAGUUCAGGAGAAAGAAGACGUGUACAAAUUCUUCAUGGAAUGUUACAACCAAAUGCUAUUUAUCUUUUAGAUGAAUGUAGUACUGAUAUUGAUGUAGCGGAGAGGAAAACUGUACUUGAUCUUAUUAGAUCAGAAUGUGAAGAUAAUGAAGGAGGUUGUUGUCUUUACGCAACUCAUAUUCUUGAUGGGGUUAAGGAUUGGGCAACCCAUAUUCUUUUAAUGCAAGAUGGUCAUCUUGUAGAUUUUAAAAAGAUAGAAGAAGUAAGGGAACCAUUGGAAGUAUUUGCCCAUAGAUUUCUUACAAGAAACCGAAAAAUACCUCUUAAUGGUGAAAGUUUUAACAUUAUAUCAAGUGAAAAGGAUAAUACCAAAAAUGAUUUAUUAAUUACUUCAAUAACAGAGAAAGAACCUGUUAUUGUAUGUAAUCAAUUAGAUUACAAGAAUAUCUUUUCUGGUUUAACGUUUAAUGUGUUUAAAGGAGAACGUGUAUUAUUAUGUGGAUGUAAUGGAUCUGGAAAAUCCACCUUAUUAAACAUGAUAGGAGGAAAACAGUUUUUUAAUAAUCGCAAUAAGGCAUUAUGUGUACUUGGAAAAGCUUGUUAUGAAGAUAUGUCACUAAAUGCUUUUGUAGCACUUGGAGGUGAUUGGUGGAGUACCGCACCGCCUGGUGAAAUGUACGUGCGAGAAUUAUUAGAAUUGCAUACAGAACGAGCCAAAAUGCUUCGAGAAUUAUUAGAUGUGGAUAUGAAUUGGGAUAUUCGCCGUAUCUCAUCUGGUGAACAGAAGCGUGUACAGUUGUUAUUACAUCUUGUAGAGGAUAAACCCAUUGUACUUCUCGAUGAGGCCACCUCCGAUCUCGAUCUUGAUCAGCGUCAUGCGUUACUUUCUUUUCUCUACAGUGAGAGUAUACACCGUGGGGUGACGGUAAUGUAUGCAACGCAUAUAUUUGGUGGAUUGGAGCAUUGGCCUUCUGCGGUGAUGAUAUUAGACCGUACAGCACGGGGAUUGUGUAGUUUUUGGCGGGGAAGUGCCCUGCGGUGGGAGGGAAUCGCUGCGGAGCUGUUUGCAUUGAAGGAAAGAGAAAAAUAUAUCGAUGAUAGUGUGUAG